Molecule: messenger RNA, 1356 nt
Organism: Ustilaginoidea virens
Lineage: Eukaryota; Fungi; Ascomycota; Sordariomycetes; Hypocreales; Clavicipitaceae
Exons: 10
Coding region: 1-1356 (451 amino acids)
Cellular component (GO): cytoplasm
Molecular function (GO): saccharopine dehydrogenase activity
Source: RefSeq, a predicted model, not a curated record
AUGUCUCGCUCUGCCUUGAUUCUAGGCUCCGGCUACGUCGCGACGCCCACCGUCGAGGUUCUCUCCGAGGCCGGCAUCCAGGUCACAGUCGCCUGCCGUACUUUGGCAUCGGCACAAAAGCUCGUUGGGAGCUUUGCCAACACAAAGGCCAUUAGCCUCGAUGUAAACGACGCGUCUGCUUUGGAGACGGCCGUGGCUCAACACGACGUCACCGUGUCGCUGAUUCCUUACACCUACCACGCUGCCGUCAUCAAGGCUGCCAUCAAGACGAAGAAGCAUGUUGUCACGACGUCGUACGUGUCGCCCUCCAUGCUGGAGCUACAUGACGAGGCAAAGGCCGCAGGAAUCACCGUCAUGAACGAGAUUGGUCUUGAUCCUGGUAUCGACCAUCUUUACGCCGUCGACCUGAUCGAUCGCGUUCACAAGGAAGGGGGCCUCAUUCGUUCGUUCAAAAGCUUCUGCGGUGGCUUGACUGCACCAGAGAACUCGGAUAAUCCUCUAGGCUACAAGUUCAGCUGGAGCAGCCGCGGAGUCUUACUUGCGUUGAAGAACAACGCAAAGUACUUGGAGGACGGCAAGGUCAUGGACAUCAAUGGCGUGGACCUUAUGGAAACCGCCAAACCGUAUCACACUGGCUUCAUCGGCUUCAAUUUUGUUGCCUACGGAAACCGUGAUAGUACCGGUUACUCAGAGCGAUACAACAUCCCGGAGGCUCACACCAUCAUCCGAGGCACUCUUCGCUACGCCGGCUUCCCUCGAUUCAUCAAAGUGCUCGUUGACAUGGGAUUCCUCCGCGACGACGAACAAGACUACCUGAAACAGCCAAUCGCCUGGAAGGAAGCCACCAAGCAGCUCCUCGGCGCCGCUUCAUCCCGCGAGAACGACCUGCUUUCAGCAAUUGCGUCCAAGACGUCAAUGUUCAGGGACGAGGAUCAGAAAAACCAAUUGAUUGGGGGCCUGAAGUGGCUGGGCAUCUUGUCCGACGCCAAGAUUACUCCCCGGGGCAACCCGUUGGACACGCUGUGUGCCACCCUUGAAGAAAAGAUGUCCUUUGAAGAGGGCGAGCGUGACUUGGUGUUCCUGCAACACAAAUUCGAGGUGGAGAACAAGGACGGCAGCAAAAACACCAUCACUUCCACCCUCUGCGAGUACGGGGCUCCCAUCGGGUCCGGCGGCUACUCCGCCAUGGCGAGGUUGGUUGGGCUGCCCGCCGGCGUAGCCGUCAAGCAAGUCCUCGACGGCACGAUUUCCGAGCGAGGGGUCAUUGCGCCAAUGACGACCAAGAUCAACACUCCGUUGAUGAAGGAACUCAAGGAGAAAUAUGGAAUCGAAUGCAAGGAAAAGAUACUCGACUAG